Aedes aegypti (yellow fever mosquito) is the source of this 889-nucleotide messenger RNA. RefSeq names its product glutathione S-transferase theta-1. The transcript has 2 exons. Gene Ontology annotation, molecular function: glutathione transferase activity. The coding region runs from base 154 to 849 and encodes 231 amino acids. The record is from RefSeq and is a predicted model, not a curated record. Gene Ontology annotation, cellular component: cytoplasm. Gene Ontology annotation, biological process: glutathione metabolic process. Lineage: Eukaryota; Metazoa; Arthropoda; Insecta; Diptera; Culicidae.
GGUUGAGCCAUUCCGUUUUUGGACUUUGAAACCGAAGCCAGACAAAACAAGAAAGAUCAUAAACGAGUAAGAAACUUGGCCCAUUUGGCAGUCGGUGCUCACUGGUGGUUUGGUAAAUAUAUCCCAUCAGUAGGCCACUGUAUUUGCGAAAUCAUGGCCAGCCGUGCUCUUAAAUACUACUACGAUCUGCUAUCGCAGCCAUCCCGCGCCCUGUACAUCCUGUUGGAACAGACGAAGAUUCCGUUCGAAAAGUGUCCGGUAGCGUUGAGGAAAUUUGAAAACCGUUCGUCAGAAUUCGUCCAGAACGUAAACCGCUUUGGGAAGCUGCCCUGCAUAAUCCAUGGCGAUUUCAAGCUGGCGGAGAGUAUUGCAAUCUUUCGAUAUCUGUCGCGGGAGUUUCAGCUUGAAGAUCGAUGGUAUCCGAAAGAGGGCGCGGAUCGUGCCCGGGUAGAUGAGUAUCUAGAGUGGCAACAUGCCAACAUCCGGGCCCAGUGUGCGCAGUUCUUCAUCUACAGCUGGAUCACUCCGCUGCUGGGGAUGGAAGUCAAUCAGGCGAAGGUUGAUAGGCUGCGAGCGAACAUGAUCGAGUGUUUGGACGUUUUUGAACGGGAGUGGCUAGAUGAGGGCCGGAAGCCGUUCGUGGCUGGGAAGGAACUGAGCUUUGCCGAUGUGGUGGCGGCUUGCGAGAUUGAGCAACCGAAGCUGGCUGGGUUCGAUCCCAGAGUGGGGCGACCGCAUUUGGCGGCUUGGAUGGAACGGGUCAGGGUGGCCACCAAUCCGCAUUACGAUGAGGCGCACAAGAUUUUGUAUAAGUUCACACCGAAGGAGAUCGAAACUCCGAAGGUGUAAUAGAUUGAUUGACUGGGUAAUAAAUUUGAAAAAAGCGACA